CUGGAGGGGAAUUACAAAAAGGGGGGUAAAACUUCUGCAGCGUCUCUUUGAGAAGAACCUCUCCAAGGUGCUGAAAUCUUGCUUUUCCCCCUCCACAAUCAUGCGUCAUGUGACUCCAGCCAGCUCUGCCUAGCUCAGCACCAAGCCUGCUGCUUUCUGGAGAUUUCACGUGAGAAACGGACCUCAAACCCUGCUUUUCCUCUCAUCUUGCGUCUGUUUUUUUUUCCCCCGUCCCUCUUUCCCUCCCUGUUUUAUUAGUUUUUAUUUUUAUUGGAGUUGUUGCGACCCACACGAUCGGAUAAUGAGGACCUUAGACGCGCUCGGAGUAUGACAAAAAAGCUUUUUAAGGAUGCAGGACUGGUGUUUGUGGCUCCGCAACUCUGUGUUUUAGUCAGAAUGCCAGCGCGCUGAAUGCGUCGGACCGAGCUGGACGAGCCUGCAGCCCGAGGUCCGCAUUGAGGACAAGUCGACACCUCGUCUUUUGUUUGUUUGUUUGUUUCUUUGACUCGGAGGAGGAUGUAACCAGCAGCCGCCCGAGCCUGUCUUCCUCCAACAUGCAGAAGGGAAUACGACUCAAUGAUGGUCAUGUCACCUAUCUGGGGCUUUUGGCGAAGAAGGACGGCACGAGACGAGGGUGCCUGAGCAAGAAGAGCUCCGACAACACGAAAUGGCACACCAAGUGGUUCACUCUGCUGCAGAACAUGCUCUUUUAUUUCGAGAACGAGUCCAGCUCGCGACCCUCGGGAUUGUACUUGUUGGAGGGGUGCAUCUGCGACAGGGCGCCUUCACCCAAACCUUCACAGUCAGCCAAAGAGUGCUUGGAGAAGCAGUAUUAUUUCACUGUCAGCUUCACCCAUGAAAACCAAAAGGCUCUGGAGUUGCGCACAGAAGAUGUAAAAGACUGCGAUGAAUGGGUGGCUGCAAUAUCACACGCCAGUUACAGAAACUUGGCUACGGAGCAUGAGACUCUCAUGCAGAAGUAUCUUCAUCUGCUUCAGAUUGUGGAGACRGAGAAAACAGUUGCUAAGCAACUUCGACAACAGAUAGAAGAUGGCGAAAUAGAGAUUGAAAGACUGAAGUCAGAGAUCGYCGGACUGCUCAAAGACAACGAGAAGAUCCACGCCAGCCCAGCAGCCGCCCCRACUGAGGACGACUCGGAAAUCAAGAAGAUCAAAAAGGUCCAAAGUUUUCUGCGAGGCUGGAUCUGCAGGAGGAAGUGGAAGACCAUCAUCCAGGACUACAUCCGCUCGCCUCACGCGGAGAGCAUGAGGAAGAGGAACCAGGUGGUGUUCAGCAUGUUGGACUCGGAGGCAGAGUACGUUCAGCAGCUUCACAUUCUGGUCAACAACUUCCUGAGGCCGCUCCGCAUGGCUGCCAGCUCCAAGAAGCCGCCCAUCACCCACGAUGACGUCAGCAGCAUAUUCCUCAACAGUGAAACUAUUAUGUUCCUACAUCAGAUAUUCUACCAGGGUCUGAAAGCCAGAAUAGCAAGUUGGCCAACAUUAGUACUGGCUGACCUCUUCGACAUCCUGCUGCCCAUGCUGAACAUCUACCAGGAGUUUGUGAGGAACCACCAGUACAGCCUGCAGAUCUUGGCUCACUGUAAGCAGAACAGGGAUUUUGACAAGCUGCUGAAGCAAUAUGAGGCCAAGCCCGACUGUGAGGAAAGAACUCUGGAGACCUUUCUCACCUACCCCAUGUUCCAGAUUCCUCGAUACAUUCUUACACUCCAUGAGCUUCUGGCCCACACACCUCAUGAACAUAUAGAGAGAAACAGCUUGGAUUACGCCAAAUCUAAGCUGGAGGAGCUUUCAAGAAUAAUGCAUGAUGAGGUGAGCGAAACUGAAAACAUCAGGAAGAACCUGGCGAUUGAGCGCAUGAUCAUCGAGGGCUGCGAAGUGCUCCUUGACACCAGCCAGACGUUUGUAAGACAAGGGUCUCUCAUUCAGGUGCCAAUGAGCGAGAAGGGCAAAAUCACCCGUGGGCGACUGGGCUCUCUGUCUCUAAAGAAGGAAGGGGAGAGGCAGUGCUUCCUCUUCUCUAAGCAUUUAAUCAUUUGCACUCGGGGUUCUGGAGGAAAGCUUCAUCUCACGAAGAAUGGAGUUGUCUCGCUAAUAGACUGCACUCUGAUGGAGGACCCUGAGGGAACAGAUGAUGAAUCUAAGUCAGACAAGAGUGGCCAGGACAUGGAGCACCUGGACUUCAAGAUCGUCGUGGAGCCAAAGGACAGCCAGUCAUUCACCAUCAUCCUGGUGGCCUCCUCCAGGCAGGAGAAGUCUGCCUGGACCAGUGACAUCAGCCAGUGCAUAGACAACAUCCGCUGCAAUGGCCUCAUGAUGAACGCCUUUGAGGACAACUCCAAAGUCACAGUGCCACAGAUGAUCAAAUCAGAUUCAAGUCUGUACUGCGAUGAUGUGGACAUCCGCUUCAGUAAGAUGAUGAAUUCCUGCAAAGUGCUGCAGAUCCGCUACGCCAGCGUCGAACGUCUGCUGGAGAGGCUGACCGACCUCCGUUUCCUCUCCAUCGACUUCCUCAACACCUUCCUCCACUCCUACCGUGUGUUCACCACAGCUGACGUGGUGCUGGAUAAACUCAUCACUAUCUACAAGAAGCCCAUCAGUGCUAUCCCUGCUCGGUCCCUGGAGCUGUUCUUCGCCAGCAGUCAGAACAGUAAACUCCUAUACGGGGAGCCUCCCAGCUCUCCCAGGGCUAGCCGAAAGUUUUCCUCCCCUCCUCCUCUGGCCAUCGCCAAGAACUCAUCCCCCAACCGCCGCCGCAAGCUCUCCCUCAACAUCCCCAUCAUCACUGGGGGCAAAGCUCUUGACCUGGCUGCCCUCAGCUGCUCCUCGAAUGGCUAUGCAAGCAUGUACUCCUCCAUGUCCCCGUUCAGCAAGACCACGUUGGACAUCAACAAGCUCUACGUGUCCAGCCCCAUCGCUAGCAAGAUCUCUGAUGAGGGCGAGGACAAAAAGGACAAGGUGGAGGAGACCUCCRUGUGCAAACAAGAUCUCUCCGUGAGAGAAGAAAGCGACAAUGAUCAAAACCAGAGCGAUGAAGGCGAGCCAGAAUCGUCUCCUACCAAGUCUCCAACCACGCCGAAAAACGUCAAAUGCAAAAACUCCUCAGAGUUUUCUUUGUUUUCCUACAACAACGGCAUGGUCAUGUCCUCGUGUCGAGAGCUCGACAACAACCGCAGCGCCCUGUCCGCUGCCUCCGCCUUCGCCAUCGCUACAGCUGGAGCCAACGAGGGAACGCCAACCAAGGAGAAAUAUAGACGGAUGUCCCUAGCCAGCACAGGUUUUCCAACAGAUCAGAGAAAUGGAGACAAAGAGUUUGUGAUCAGACGAGCAGCGACCAACAGAGUCCUGAAUGUGCUGAGGCACUGGGUGUCCAAACACUCACCGGACUUUGAGAGCAACAAUGAGCUGAAGACAAAAGUUAUUGCCUUCCUGGAGGAAGUGAUGCACGACCCCGAGCUGCUGACGCAGGAGAGAAAAGCAGCAGCGAACAUCAUCAGGACUUUAACUCAGGAAGAUCACGGUGACAACCAGAUCACCAUAGAAGAUGUAACACAACUGACUGGAGCGGGGAAGGCUGAGUCGUUCGAGAACCACUCUGCCUUGGAAAUCGCAGAGCAGCUGACUUUGCUGGACCACCUGGUGUUUAAAGUCAUCCCAUACGAGGAAUUCUUUGGUCAAGGCUGGAUGAAAAACGACAAAAAUGAGAAAACACCGUACAUCAUGAGGACAACUAAGCAUUUCAAUGAUGUCAGCAACCUGAUCGCCACAGAGAUCCUUCGUUGCGACGACACGGCCACUCGGGUGACAGUCAUAGAGAAGUGGGUCGCCGUGGCUGACAUCUGCCGCUGUUUGCACAACUACAACGCCGUGCUGGAAAUCACCUCCUCUCUAAACCGCAGCUCGGUUUUCCGCCUCAAGAAGACCUGGCUCAAGAUUUCCAAGCAGACAAGAGCAUUAAUUGACAAGCUGCAAAAGCUGGUGUCUUCAGAGGGGAGGUUCAAAAACCUUCGAGAGGCUUUGAAAAAUUGCGACCCCCCCUGUGUGCCGUAUUUGGGGAUGUACCUCACGGACCUGGCUUUCAUUGAGGAGGGAACGCCAAACUACACCGAAGACAACUUGGUUAACUUCUCAAAGAUGAGGAUGAUUUCGCACAUCAUCAGAGAAAUCAGGCAGUUUCAACAAACAGCGUAUAAGAUUGACCUGCAACCAAAGGUAGCACAGUAUUUACUAGACAUGAGUUUUGUUCUCGAUGAGGAAAGCUUGUACGAAGCCUCGCUCAGAAUCGAGCCCAAAGUGUCCAACUGAUGGGGAAGGUGGUGCUCCACACUUUGUUUUCUCUGUUAAUAUAACACAUAAGUUGACAUACACAUUGACCAUUGUAUAGCUGUAUAUGUUUAAGAUAUUUGCUCUUCUGUACAGUAGAUGUUUAAAGUUGUUUGAUGACACAAAACAUUUCUGCAUUUUCUUUCAUUUUUUUGUCAUGAUGACACCUGCUUUAAAGGCUUUCUUUUUUUUUUUUGUUUGAGUAAUCAAGAAUAAUAAUAGAGGUCACUGUAGUUGCAUGCAACUGUGUCUUCUUGGUGACCAAUGACAUUAUUUUGCAUCAUAUGAAACUGUUGAAUUUGCACUUUUUGAGCACUGAUGCUGCUGGCCAUUGUUCUCUAGUUUUGAGUUUUAUUGAUCAUUGACAUUCUCUGCAACCAAUGUAGCACUGUAUAAAUGAACUGCAUAAUCAGGUAAAAGAGCCCAGAGGACGUAGGUUUAUUUAUUUUUUUUAUAUAUGUAUUUUUUUGUUUUUAAAGAGAAAGCAAUGAUCAGUAGAAAUGAAAGCAAGAUAUCCAAAGCAAAAGUGUCUCUGUGCUUCCCAGACCAAAAAUAGGAGGUAUUUAUUUCUUCAUUUCUGCUCAUUACUCUAAAGACAAGGGUCCAGUUUUGAACUAGUCACCAAGCAGGUGUAAAACUAGACAGAAAGCAAAGUGUUGUGUCAUGAUGUGGUUAUUUGAAAAUUGCAUACCUGUUUCUCUUCAGCUCUACUGAACUGAACAGAGAUGUACAGUAUUGCUUUGUCCCAUUUCUCUAAACUUACUGAAUUCGUUGUCAAUGAAAAAAGGUUGUUUUCUUCUGUACAAUAUUUUUUAGUGUUUAUAACACAAGCAGUGAUCGUAUUAUCACCAGCAAACACCACAACAGAGGUUCUGCUUAUAUCUGGGAGUCCAGCUCUGAGUGUACAGAAACAACAGAGGAGGACCAAGCACAAAGCYCUGAGGGACCCCAGUGCUGAAAGACUUGAGGGUUUGUACCUCCCCUGUAUGAACUAUCAAUGGUCUGUUUGUGACACAGUUUGAGGCUGUGAUACUGAAGCCAAGAGAUAUCACUUUUUUCAGAAAUUAGAAUUUAGAGAAAGAUAAGACUUUAAUCAAAAACCAAAUCUUACAAAAUGUAACUGGAAAUGAUGAAUUGGCUUCACAAAUUAACAUUCUUUAAAUUCUUUCUUUUGUGAAAAGGUGCUUUACAAAAUCACARACCUUAUUUUGCAAUACUCCCACAUUAUUCUGAAUUAAAAAUUGUUGUUGAGACAGACACACAGUGACACAGUUUAUUUUGGUAUUCAGUAAAAAUGUUCUAAUCCCAGCACCUGAGGGUAAAUGCUGGUACUACGGCACAGAUUGCUUGAAAUUCCUUUUUCUUUAAAACAUAAAAAAGACAAAUAUUGUACCUUAAAGUCCGGGUUCUAUUUCUGUAGAGUAAAAAGAUUUGUUGCUCUUCUGUAAUUAAAAGACAAUCCGUCCUUCUUGCUGUUCCAGUGGUUGUGGAACGUGACUGUAUAUCACUCUGUUAUAUGCAUUGCUGUUAAAAACUAUGAUAAAUUGUAUGUGAAUGACCUCUGCCUGCAGCAUCCAAACACUAUUUUUGUAGUAGUAUAAGAGGCAGUGACCUGCUCUUUAUAUGAACAUGAGAAAGUAUUUUGUACUUUGUUGUUAAAUCACUUCACUGAGAUGUGCUGUACAUUUUGUACAUGCAAUCUGACAUAUUUCUCAACGUGGAUCAGUGUAAUCCUUAAAAAAAKAUGUAUCUUAAGCUUAAUACAAAAUGCUACAACAGUGUGGUGUUGAUACCAUGACUUAGAGGUAGGACACAACUUCAAAGUGUUUUGCAUUUAUACUGUAAUCCUGUUUAUAAUCAUUUCUGUUAGCAGGAAUAUAGUAAUGUAGUGAUUAUUCUGUGAAUAUUUGUAUGUAUUUUUACUAUGUAUGUACAGUACACUUUUAAGGCUAAUGUAGUAGGCAUGCAACACCUUCACAGACAGAAUAAACUAUUUACUUAUACUGUAUACACUUAUACAUGCACAUAAUCUUAUAAGGUAUUUAAACAAAUAAACAUUUUUGCUGUUAGCAAUACCCAGUGGUAUGAAAAUUAUCUUUCAACCCUCUUGUUUCCACAACUACAGAGAUAUUCCCAGUUUUGUAAGAAACAAAGAAAAGAACAAAAUAAAAGAUAUGAAGUUGAAAAUGACAAAUAAACAAAAAAGAAACAUGUUUCCCAAUUACCUCUUGCUAAUAAAUCCAUUUUAUCUCAGGAG
This is a messenger RNA of Austrofundulus limnaeus, 6600 nucleotides long. RefSeq names its product Ras protein specific guanine nucleotide releasing factor 1 (gene rasgrf1). The transcript is spliced from 27 exons. Gene Ontology annotation, cellular component: plasma membrane. Lineage: Eukaryota; Metazoa; Chordata; Actinopteri; Cyprinodontiformes; Rivulidae. The record is from RefSeq and is a predicted model, not a curated record. Gene Ontology annotation, biological process: Ras protein signal transduction. The coding region runs from base 555 to 4325 and encodes 1256 amino acids. Gene Ontology annotation, molecular function: guanyl-nucleotide exchange factor activity.